UCUUCUACCUCCAACUAGAUCUUAUUCACAGUACUCCUCUGUAUUCAGAUCUUUACUCUGACAAACAAACAUGGGCAUCAUUACCUUUACUCAAGAAUUCACAACCUCAAUUGCUCCAUCUAGAAUGUUCAAGGCUUUGAUUCUCGAUUCGCACAAUCUCAUCCCCAAGAUUGCACCUCAAGGCAUCAAGAGCAUCGAGUUUAUUGAAGGAGAUGGAGGAGUUGGAAGCAUCAAACAGACUAAUUUUGCAGAAGGUGGUCACUUGAAGUGUUUGAAACAUAAGAUUGAUGCUCUUGACUUGGAUAAUCUAGUUUGCAAAUACACCUUGAUUGAAGGCGAUGUGAUCUUUGAUAAAAUUGAAUCCGUUGCCUAUGAGGUCAAAUUUGAGGCUUCAAGCAAUGGCGGAUGCAUUUGCAAGAUGUCUAGUGAGUAUCACACCAAAGCUGGUGUGGAGCUUAAGGAAGAGGACAUCAAACAAGGCAAAGAGAAGGCUAUGGGGUUGUACAAGGUCGUCGAGGAGUACCUUUCAGCCAAUCCCAAUGUCUAUGCUUGAUGCGCAUUCUAGACCUUUUGUUUUCAUCAAAAGUGGUGCGAGGAUUUUUCAUCAAUCUUUUCUUUUGAGCCAAGUUGUAUUGGAUUUGCUCGGGGAGAUCUACGUCAAUGGGUCGUGAUCUCCUCCAGGAUUUGCCACGUUGAAAUAAAAUGAAUUUCCUUU
Molecule: messenger RNA, 715 nt
Organism: Eucalyptus grandis
Lineage: Eukaryota; Viridiplantae; Streptophyta; Magnoliopsida; Myrtales; Myrtaceae
Product: major strawberry allergen Fra a 1.05
Exons: 2
Coding region: 71-553 (160 amino acids)
Biological process (GO): abscisic acid-activated signaling pathway; defense response
Cellular component (GO): cytoplasm; nucleus
Molecular function (GO): signaling receptor activity; abscisic acid binding; protein phosphatase inhibitor activity
Source: RefSeq, a predicted model, not a curated record